Ictalurus punctatus (channel catfish) is the source of this 1991-nucleotide messenger RNA. RefSeq lists its product as uncharacterized. NCBI's taxonomy places the organism in Eukaryota, Metazoa, Chordata, Actinopteri, Siluriformes, Ictaluridae. Gene Ontology annotation, molecular function: serine-type endopeptidase activity. The record is from RefSeq and is a predicted model, not a curated record. Bases 68 to 1774 code for a protein of 568 amino acids. The transcript is spliced from 10 exons. Gene Ontology annotation, biological process: proteolysis.
UAACACUGGCAGGUUCAACUGCGGAUCUUCUGAGAAGAACACACACACACACGGUGCAGAGCUCAUCAUGAUGCUGCAGACUCAAGCUCUGCCCCCAAAACCAGCCCCGCCUUCAGUUUUAGCUGUAUCUGUACCUAUAGCCUCACCUCCACCUACAGACAUAGCUCCACCCAUGACUGUGGCUGUGGCCCCACCCAUAUUUCCCUCUUCUCUUACAAUUCUGCCUUCACUAACAGCCCCAGAUUUGGCUCCACCCACAGCCCCACCUACACCUUUAACCCUGCCUCAGCUCAUAGCCCUGCCUCCAGACACAGAUUUGUCUCCUUCCACAACUCCACCUCCACAUAGCGUCCCACCCCGAGCCUCAACACCUCCACAUAGAGUCCCGCCCCGAGCCUCAACACCUCCACAUAGAGUCCCGCCCCGAGCCUCAACACCUCCACAGGCUCUAACACUACCCUCUGCCUUGUCUUCUGCCAUAACACUACUGCCCCUCCCACCUGCUCCAGAAAGCCACGCCCUCAUUUUCAACCCCAAUCCCAUCCCCACUCCUUCAUCCUCCUCCACCUCUCAGUCUGCCCUAGAAACACAACAUCACUCGUCUGGUGAAUCCCUCCAUCCUCAGCAGAUGACUUUUGACCUGAGCCCUAACAUUGACCUCCACCUUGACCUCGACCCCCCAGUGGGUGGAGCUGAUCUGUGUAAAGGAGUUUCUGAUGAAGCAUCAGCUGUGUGUGUGUUCAGACUGUGGCCUGCGUGUCCGUCUCGCUUGGCGUUAAUUACAGCUCUGAUUCCAUUCUUCAUCAUCGUCAUCAUCACCAUUGUCACAGUGAGUUUUGUGUCUUUCCCGCCGAAAAUGAGAGACCACAGCGCCUCCUGUGACAUGAAGUGGAACUGCAGCCUGACAUCAGUGCCACCAUAUACACCUAAACUUCCUGUCAAUCAAACACUAAACAUUUCCUCAGACUGCACUGGUCUAGCAGGGGUCUUGGGACGGAUUGUGGGGGGGACCGUGGCUCGGCAGGAUCAGUGGGUGUGGCAAGCCGGUCUGCAGUGGAGGGGCCAGCACGUGUGUGGGGGGGCCAUAAUCACCUCAAACUGGGUCAUAACUGCUGCUCACUGCUUUAUGGAGUAUGACCUGAUGCUGGAAGCUGAUUGGCAGGUUGUGGUCGAUACACUCAUCGUGUCUGAUGUGUCACACGGUCAACGCUACAACACACUGCGCAUACACACACAUCCCAAAUACUCAAAACAAACCAAUGACUACGACCUCGGCCUGAUGCUCACACACACUGCCAUGAGGAUGGGGGACAGUGUGCGCCCUGUGUGUUUGCCGAUUGUUCCUCAGUCGUUCCCCAUCGGCUCGUCCUGCUGGGUGACCGGAUGGGGCUUCACACACGAAGGAGGCUCAGUGUCGGCUCAGCUCAGACAUGCGCAGGUUCACAUUAUUGAUCAGACAGUGUGCUCUGGUUCCUCAGUCUACGGUUCCUACAUCACUCCCAGAAUGCUUUGCGCCGGGGAAAUGGAGGGCGGAGUCGACUCCUGCCAGGGGGACAGCGGGGGCCCCCUGGUGUGCGAGACGGCUGAUGGGGAUUGGCGGCUGGCGGGCGUGGUCAGUUGGGGUGACGGAUGUGCACGACCGAAUAAACCUGGAGUUUACACACGAGUGACGUCACUACUGCAGUGGAUUAAACAACACACACAGGGCGGGGAAGCGGGCGGAUCAGUGGUCGUUCACACUGACAGCACAGUGGCACCUUAUUCACCUGUAUAGUGGGAAUGUUGUAUUAAUGUGUAUUACAGGUAUAAUCAGAUUUCACCUGGUGUGUGAAGUGGAACAGCAGGUAUGUUGUGUCCUGAACACUGGCACAGCCAAAAUGAUGAUAUUUAAUGUUUUAUAUUUUCUUUUAUUUAGAGUAUUUAAUGAUUGGCCAGUAGGCCUGAGUGAUCAUUUCAUUUUAAUAUUCUGAAUAAACACACAACUUUCCUGA